UUUCCCAUCAUGCCACACCGUGAAACAGUAUCCGUGGCAACAGCACAGGAAGUGGCGCGUAACUUUUUAAAAGUUGUCAAAACAACAACAAAAGAGGAAUGUUAACACGAAACAAAGUCUCCAUCAUUUUGUUUUAGCAAACAAAGGUUUAUUUUUUUCGCCCCAGUCCGCCCUGGUUGUAAAACAUGUCAUUUGCCAGACUGGGGCGUUCACAACAACCAACGAAAGGAAAGGAGUCUGUUCGCGCGAAGAAGGCCAAAGCUCCAAAAAGAGACUGGGUGAGCACUGUCCAUGAUCUGUCUGUGCACAAGCCAACACCGGCUGAACUAACUCAUCGACAUGAGAUUCACAAGUCUCGAAACAAAGCUGUUGCUCAGUGGGAACUCAAAGAAAAAGCCCUAAAACGUUGUGCCAGACAAGCUGGCAGCCCCGCGCCUCUGGAUCCAGCUAGCCUUAGUAUCAUCAGGGAGGUUUUCUCUGAUCAGCUGCUGCUGCAGGACGUACUGGCCCGUUCUGACAGAGCCAUGGCUGUUGUUAAAGACCUGUUUGGAGAUGCUCCACAGAGACAGAUUGGACACCCCAGUGUGACAAUGGCACCAAACUGUGAUUCUGACACAGAAUUGCCUGUUCUGGAGAGACCAGAUCCCCCGACUCACUUAUCUUUCCUCAGCCAAUCAAUGAUGGAUCAAGAGGCUCUCAAUGAUCUAGAAGUUUCAAAGGAAAACCGCAGAGUUGAAAACACCAGUUCAGACAGUCAUGUAAUCCACAGGGUAACUGGACGGAAAUCAAAGUCGCAGUCUGGAAGUGGAGUUUUACGUCAGCAGAAAAUGCAUCACUCCAACUUUCAUCAUGCAGACAGCGAUGAUGGUCCUGUGACUCCCUGUGCAUCACGAAAGCCACCAAACCAAAACGCUCUCAAUGCCACAGUUGCUGUUCAGCGUGUUCGCUCCAAACACUUUGAGGAAAACGAAGAGGAAACGUCAUCUCAGGUUUCUCAGGUCCUGAAUCCUGAACCGCUGCUCUGUCGAUCUGGAAGGAGUGGCAGCUGCACCAGGAAGGUCAGGAAAUGUGUUUCUCAUGGCUCGGAGCUGGACGGCUCCACUGCUGCCUCUCUAAGUGGGGAGCAGUCCGGUCUGGGGCUGUUGCAGGCCAUGCUGGGGCAGGUGGAGGCAGACUUGGACGCUUUUUGUCCUCAGAUGGCGUCAGCUCAGAGUCUGAAACAGCACAAAACACAAAGCCUCACUGGAUUCUCUGUGGCCUUGGUCUCAACACUUGGGAGAUUAGUUCACCUCCUCAGACAGGCGGGAGAGGAUACUCAGAAAGAGACUGAGGGCAGACGGAGACUUGAGGGAGAACUGAAAGAGCAGCGAGGGCUCAUCGACGCUCUCACCGCAGAAACCAUGGCUCUGAGAGAGGAGGCUGCUGCUGUGCAGGCAGAUCUGCAGCGGCGCACCGCAGAGCUGGAGCAGAAGUUGGAUAAUGUGGUGUUGGCGAUGGGAGGACUGGGACUGUUGGGGGAACCCUCCAGCCCGUACCAAACUUUUGUUCCAGGUAAAUGUGCUCCAGAUGCUGAGCGAGCUCCUACACAAACUCAGGGUUUCGUCUCUCCUGCUGUCCUGCUCACCCCACCUCGACAAGAAAGUAUCCUCCAGCAAAGUCCUGGUCUUCAUCCACAGCAGCUUCCUUCGAUAGAUUUCCUGCGUUCCCGUGAGCCUGAUCCACCUCCUGGUUCUGCUUCAGGGCUGACCGGACUUUCCUCCGGCCCCUCUCUGUCAGUUACCUCUGACUCUCGCCACUCGCACUUCUCUCCAGACUCGCUGCUGGAUGAGAUCACCAAACUGAAAAGAGAGAACGACCUGAUCAGAGCUCAGCUGAGUCAGGCUCAGGGCCUUGGAUCUGGGGUCAGAGGGGCUUCUGGCAGAAGCGAUGAUCGCAAAAGCUCCACCGUCACAGGAAGAGUCUCGCCUCAGAAUGAAGGGGAGAGAAUAACAUCCAAGUCCGCCAGCACAAACAGAAGGCGUCAAGAGGACGUGUGUCCUGGAAAAGAAUUGCAGCUUGAACAAACGAGAGCCGAGAUGGGCAGUGGGGUUGUUUCAGAAACCCCAACGAAGGACACCCUCAGUGUAAACAGUGUGGAACAGCGCCUCCUGGAGCUCAACAGGAAGAGUGCAGCGGCCAGGGAGCGACUGCUGGAGCUCAUUGAGCAACAGAAGCAAAGUGUUGCAGGCAGAGCUUUUAACUCGGACUCCCCCAUCCCUGCUUCUGCUUUCAGUCCAGAAACAGCAGCUGGAGCAGAGUUGGUGCCUGAGCGGGAGCUACCAUCACAUCAUAGAGGUGAAAGAAGGUCUGUUGGGUCUGUUGGGUCUGAUGUGUCGUCUCACAGAUUGGGUUUUGAAAUUGACAGAAAUUCACAGGUGGACAAGCAGAAGAAAAGUGAAGGCUGGUUUGCUUUGUCUGCCCACAUGAGAUGAGAACGAAUUACACCUUUCAAUCUUUUAUCUAUUGUUAUUUUCAUUUACCUGAAUAAAAUAGCUUUUAUUUAAAAAAAAAAAACUGGGAUUUUUGUGUUCUGUCUAUGCUAAAGUUAUAUUUUUUUACUCACACCAGCAGAGGAUAAUUUAAAUGCCAACAUGUCCUACCCUAAACUAUACAUACAAAUGGAAAAAAAAGAUUAAAUCUGUACAGCUUAGACAACUUCAAGAAUGAUGAGCAAAAUAUGAAUAAGUGUGAAAAAAAAA
This is a messenger RNA of Oryzias latipes (Japanese medaka), 2738 nucleotides long. It is a transcript of the gene spice1, whose product is annotated as spindle and centriole associated protein 1. Gene Ontology annotation, cellular component: spindle; centrosome; centriole. Gene Ontology annotation, biological process: mitotic spindle assembly; metaphase chromosome alignment; regulation of centriole replication. The record is from RefSeq and is a predicted model, not a curated record. Lineage: Eukaryota; Metazoa; Chordata; Actinopteri; Beloniformes; Adrianichthyidae.